AUUUUUUGUCACAGUUGGUUAACGAUAGCGAAAUAUCAUGACGGAUAGUGAUAAGAAACCUAUGUCACGUUUAUUGAAACUUGCUAACAAAUUUAAUUGCUUCUACCUGUCAGGUUUUCAUGCAGGGGAAUGCAGAGCAUUUGUUGUUGAUGGUCAACAAGUUGGCCUUGUACGUCCAGAUGUAAUGAAAGAAUUAUUAAAUUAUCCACAGGUAUUUCAAGUGCAUCCUGAAUAUGUACAACUAAAUCCAGCAUUCAGAGACUAUGCAGAAAGAAGUGCUCGAGUUGAAGAAGUUUUAAAAGAAUGGCGUGCAGGUGGAAAAUUCAUAACAUUAAGAGGAUGGAGAGAAGAAUGUUAUGACGUACGGGCAGAAUUCAAUACUCCACCAUUAUUUAAAAUGGAUCGAUCUGCUACAUGCUUAUUUGGGAUUCGUAAAUAUGGAGUAGAUAUUAAUGGAUAUGUUAUGGAUCCUGUAAAAGGUUUAUCAAUAUGGUUACAAAAACGUAGCCCAAAUAAGCAAACUUGGCCUGGAUAUUGGGAUAAUAUGGUGAGCGGUGGAUUGAGUGUGGGAUUUGGUAUUAAUGAAACUGCUAUAAAAGAAGCUGGAGAAGAAGCCAGUAUUCCGAAUAAUCUUAUUGCAAAAUUAAAAAGUGUUGGUUGUGUAUCUCUGUUUUUUGAAAGUGAAAGGGGUCUGUUUCCCAAUACAGAGUUUGUAUAUGACCUUGAACUGCCACCAGAUUUUGUACCAAGUAACAAUGAUGGAGAGGUUGAGAAUUUUGAAUUGCUUCCAGUUAAUGAAUGUAUAGAAAGGAUACUCUCUUCGCAUUUUAAAACAACAUCAGUUCCAGUUGCUCUUGACUUUUUAAUUAGACAUGGAUAUAUCACAGCAGAAAAUGAGCCUAAUUUUAUUGAAAUCGUGGAAUUGCUUCAUAUACCUCUGCAGACCAUUUACAAUCAUCCACAAAAAAAAUGUAAAUUAGCUGCAAAUGGUGAGGCAAUCGAUUCUUUAAACAGAAUUUAAGUUUAACUAGUCUUUAAUUUAAAUUGCGUUAAAAAAUUAAUUGAAUGAAAUGAAAAGUUAGCUUUCUUUUGUGAUUUUCUGUAUUUUUUGUAUUUGAUCAAUUCUUCGCAGAUUUUAUAGUAAGGAAAAAGAGAAAAAAUAAUGCAAUUUUAUAUACAUAAGGCUUGCAAAAUAUUUAUAAAUCAUUAAAUAAUAGUUCAAAUAUUCCAAAAAUCGAUUUACAAGAUUUUUAUGACAUUUAAAUUAACUCUUAUUUCCAUGCAUAUUAGAAAAGAAAAAAAAAAAAAAAAAAGAAAAAAAUACGUAAUUUCAAUAGCUAUAUACUGAUUGUAACAUUUUUACUCAUAGAUAUAAUUCUUUUUGUUAUGAUUCUAGUAGUUUUUAUAUAUUAUAAUGAUGAAAGUAUCGGUAAAUACGAUUUUUUGAUGAUUCUUAUAGGAAGAAUAUUUCGGAAAAUAAACAUAGAUAUUAUUAACUUAGCAAGAAUUUCAUAGGAAAGAUAUAUUUUAAUUUGUUGACUGCGAAUUUAUUGACGUUUAAUAACUUUGUAAAAUUGGCACAAUAUAUAGAUAUAAUUUAAGAACUAAUUUUUAACAUCGUUAUAUAAAAAAAAAAAAAAAAUCACGUUACAUCUUCCUCUAAUUUUUACUAAUCAUCGAACUGAAUUUUUGCACAAUAAUGAAAAGAGAAGUUUUCGCCCAUGUAUGAUAUCUAAACUUGUGACGAUUUUUGAUAUACAUCGAUGUCAAAUUAGAAGUAUUAUUCAUACAGCAUUCCAGAGCAUAGUUUAAGACUUCAGUUUCUAAGCGACAUGGAUAAAAAAACGAAAGAAUAACAAUAGUUUUUUCUAACGUUUGUAAUCGAACUUUUGUACUAAACUUGUACACCUAAUAACAACAACAAAAGUGCAUAGAAUGCCAAUGCAGUAAUAUCGUAAUAUUCUGCGUAGAAUUAAGACAGAAUUCAUUCACAGUAUUAUGGACGUGAAUGCACAGUAUACUGUUUGAUAUGUUUAAAGUAAGGAAUUAAUGAAAAAAGAAAAAAAAAAAAACAAAAAACAAAAAACAAAAAAAAAACAAACAAAUUUAUAGAUGAAUUAUGUCAACGUAUGUGUUCUUAUAUUCCAACUAUGCUACCAACGAAAAAUGCUUUAGAUCUAGCAUUUUAUCUUGAACGACUUUUUUGAGAAGGGGAACAAAAGUGUUCGUAUAUUGUUUAUUGUAUGUAAUACGUAGGUAGAUUUUUUAAUUGAAAACGAUUGGUACUAAGGUUCUGAUCAAGUGAUAUCAUUAGAUUUUGAAGAAUAGUAAUUGUAUAAAUGGCAAACGCAAAUUUAAAGCAUCGCAUUUUUUGUAUCAAUGUUAUGGAUUAAUAUUUAUUGCUCAUUUUACUUAUUUGAAGAUUGUGGUUUAAUUUAUGUAUUCAUUGUUCUGUUCAUCUAAUGCACAGAACUUAUUUUUAUUUUCUUUAAAAGUCAACUAACAAUUAAAUAUUUUUGUAAGAUAUUUUAUUUAAAUGAUGCUUCGUACUAUUUGCAUUGCGUAUGCCCUUAAGUUAAGAAAUUUUUUGAUACUGAACUAGUUUCUACGAGAUGAAAAGUCAUUAGGUGUGUUGAAUUCUAGAUAUAAAUUGUUGUUAAGAAUUCAACAUUACAAUCAUUAUAAUUGUGUUUUUAAGAAACUUUUCUACUAAGACUAAAAUAUCUGUAUCGUGACGUAUUAUGUUAAUAUAUUUGCUUUCUUUCAUUGCUUUUAUUUUUUCGUCUAUUUUGCUAGAUGAGACAUAGUUGAAAUAUCCGUACAGCUUAAUCUAACUUUAUUUAAUCUUCAUUUGUACUAACCUCUGAUACGUUUAAUUAAGUAAAUUCGCUAUUUUUAUAAUUAUAUACUAGUCAUUCUUAUCAUUGCUUUAUAAUUUCUUAACAAUCUGGUCAUAAAAUUGUAGUAUCUAUGAUUAUGUUUGUUUUUAAGUGAAACUAACAUUUUUGUGAUAGAAAUGAGUACGGCUGGCCAUACUAUUUAAUGCAUGAAUUAAUAUUUGUCAAUGAAUAAAUUUAAUUAAAUUUAAAAA
This is a messenger RNA of Apis laboriosa (Himalayan honeybee), 3091 nucleotides long. RefSeq lists its product as uncharacterized. Bases 38 to 1021 code for a protein of 327 amino acids. The record is from RefSeq and is a predicted model, not a curated record. Gene Ontology annotation, molecular function: 8-oxo-dGDP phosphatase activity. NCBI's taxonomy places the organism in Eukaryota, Metazoa, Arthropoda, Insecta, Hymenoptera, Apidae. The transcript is spliced from 5 exons.